UUUCAAAUAACUCUUCAGUGUUGAAGGCGUAUUUUCACUCUGACUUAAGCUCGAAUUUCCUUUGAACGAAAUAGUGGUUAGUUUACAGUUACGUCUAACUUUGAAAUUGGAUCAUGAUUAGAUAAGGAAAUAAAGAGAACUGAAUGAACUACCACAUAGAUACCGCCAUGCUACCUCGCUACAGUUUCUUCAGGAUUUGUCUUUCAUGUUGGUCUCCAUUGCCUUCCUGUGCUAGGGUACCAGCUGAGUGGUGGAAUAGGGGCUUCAGGGUUCCUAUGGUAACCUGCUCAAAGACCUGUGGAUUACGCUGGAUCACAGCUAUGCAUAGACAGUAUUGCACCUCAUCAGAAUCAGACACAGGAUUCAAAGUGGAAGAAAAUCCUUACUUUGAUAAAUACAAAGCAAAAUUAGAGUCACUCAAACAAUCAGAUCCACAAAAGUAUGCUGCCAAAAUAAAAGAAAUUGAGAAUAAAGAAAAAGAAAAAUUACAACAGAUGAAAAAAGACUUAUCUACACCUCCCAAAAUUGAUAAGGAAGCUUUGGAUGGGGAUGGAGAUGAUGAAAAGUUUAGUGGUUCCUGGCCCCCAAAGAGCCUAAAUGAAAUAAUGAAAGUCGAUUUAAUUAAAGACAAAACAGCUGCCAAAAUUGAACAGAUUUGGAACGAGCAUCAUGUAACCAAAGAUUGUAUAUUUGGUGUAAUACAGCAAGGUGAUUUUGAUGAUGUGAAGCUCAAGGCUAAACUGUGUCCUCUUUUUAUUUACCCCUUACCAAGAGGUGAUGGAUAUGAGUUUAUUCUUUCCCAGUUUGAUGGGAAUGUCAUCUACUUUACUCCCUUAGUUGUGUACCAGACACUGAAGGAGAACUCUCCUCCAUGUUUGACAGUCGCACACUUCACUGAAUUCAAAGAGGACAAAGGAAUAGUUUUAAUGGCUGGACAAUAUGAUGAGAAGAUAUUGACUAAGAAUGAGUCUUUGAAUUUAAUGAAGCAGAUGUCGAUAUACUAUGGGAAGUCCUCUACAGAUAAAUAUAAUGCUGUCAGAGUCUUCAAUCAUCUACCAGAAAAAUUCAAUCAUCUGGACUUAAUAGAAAAUUAUAAAUUCAUGAAGGAAGACUUGGAAGAAUAUUAUACAUGAUUGAGUUUUGUCAUUAAAAUAACACAUAAAUAACAUCAGA
This is a messenger RNA of Magallana angulata, 1173 nucleotides long. Its product is annotated as ATP synthase mitochondrial F1 complex assembly factor 1-like. Gene Ontology annotation, cellular component: mitochondrion. The transcript is spliced from 9 exons. Gene Ontology annotation, biological process: mitochondrial proton-transporting ATP synthase complex assembly. The coding region runs from base 144 to 1133 and encodes 329 amino acids. Lineage: Eukaryota; Metazoa; Mollusca; Bivalvia; Ostreida; Ostreidae. The record is from RefSeq and is a predicted model, not a curated record.